This is a messenger RNA of Trichoderma atroviride IMI 206040, 981 nucleotides long. RefSeq lists its product as uncharacterized. NCBI's taxonomy places the organism in Eukaryota, Fungi, Ascomycota, Sordariomycetes, Hypocreales, Hypocreaceae. The record is from RefSeq and is a predicted model, not a curated record.
AUGGCAUCCGAAUCUAUCAUCAAGAAGAUCGUCUGGUAUGGUCAAGGACCCAGACUCGGUAGUCAAGUCCUCCAGCGCAUUGCCGCACUCAAGAAAUACGACAUUACCUUCAUCGGCCGCAAAGAGCCGUCUGAGUACAAGAAUGUGCCAGAAGGUAUUCCCAUCGUACAAGUUGACUUGAAGGAUCAUAAGACCCUCGUCAAAGCAUUGACGGGCGCUGACGCAGUUGUCGUGUUCACUCACUUCAACCCAGGCGGGGAUCUCGACAUUGUCCAGAUUGCGCUCAUCAAUGCCGCUAUAGAGGCUGGAGUGAAGCUCUUUGUGCCUUCAGAAUGGGCGCCUGACACUGCUGGUGGGAAUGGAGCAACGAUUGCGAAAAUCGGACCAAACACGUUGCCUCCCAAUCCUGCCGUUGCAGCAAAGAGGGUAGUUCACAAUUACCUGCUGUGUAGAUCUGCUGCAAACCAGAUUGACUUUGUAAGCCUACACGUUGGCAACCUUCUCAUAAACUUGAGUGCUUUUGCAUCUUUGGACAUCAAUAAACGCACUGCCUCGCUUGGCGACGGUGGCCACGGCCUCAUCUCCGUAUCCAGCAUCGACACGCUCACAAAAGGUCUCGACAGUCUCUUAACCCAAUAUCCAAAAUUUAAAAACGGCUUCUUUUACAUCUGCGACGGCGAGACCAGCUUGCAGCGUCUCGUAAAAACCUUCCAAGAGGCUUCAGAGACCAAGGAGCCCUGGAAAAUCACUUCGUUUUCAAUCGCGGAGAGAAAGCAGCAAGCGGAUGAGAACAUGCGCAACGGAGUAUUCACCAAUAAAGAAUUCGCGGCUGUUCUUACGUUUCCGUUUACUGGUGGUUUGACAGUCUGGCAAAAUCCAGACAAUGAGAGGCUCGGCUUGGGACCGCCUAGCGACGGGAAGGCUCAGAAGAUUGUUGAUGACUUUGUACGGAGUUCGAUAGCCAAGGGAUAUGUUAGUUAA